CAAUCAGUGUAUGACAAAACACAUGGUUGGGGCGAAUAUUGAAAACCACUGAGUUCAGUUUGGUGUAAAUUGUGAAAAGAAGAAAGAGAAUCUCAGAAGGAGAGCAAGAUGUUACCCAGAUUGUUACUUUUUCUGGGUUUACUGAUGGUUUUUAGUGGAGAGGAAGGAAGAAUGGUCCAGGCAGCUGUCAUAUCCAUUGAUUUUAGUAGUGAAUGGUUUAAAGUAGCUUUAGUUAAGCCUGGUGUACCAAUGGAAAUUGUAUUGAAUAAAGAGUCAAAGAGGAAGACAGCAGCUAUUGUGGCUUUUAGAAACGAAGAGAGACUAUUCUCAGAUCACGCUUCAACUGCUGCUGUUAAAUAUCCAAAAAGUGCUUAUUCGUAUCUACAAUUAUUGAUCGGUCUAUCGUAUGACAAUCCACUGGUUGCCAAGUACAAGGAAUGGUUUCCUUAUCACGAUAUUAGAAAAGAUGAAGAGAGAGGUACUAUUCUAUUUCGUCAUGAUGAGAACACUGAUUUUACUCCUGAAGAAUUGCUUGGGAUGUUGUUCAAUCAUUCAAGGGAAUUGGCACAAGACUAUGCUGGAACCAAUAUAAGAGAUGUUAUCAUUACUAUUCCAGCUUUCUUUAAUCAAGCACAGAGGAGAGCUGUAAUAAGUGCUGCUCAGCUGGUCGGCCUUAAUGUCCUUCAAUUAAUGACUGAUGGAGCAGCUGUGGCUCUUAACUACGGUCUCUAUAGACAAGCGUCUUUCAAUACGACUCCAUUUUACAUAAUGUUUUUUGAUAUGGGAUCUACCAACACUAUUGCGACCAUAGCAGAGUUUAAAAAGACUCAGGUCAGAGAAGGUUCUCAGGCUCACAUUCAUCCUCAGGUUCGUGUCAAAGGUGUCGGGUUCGAUAGGACGUUAGGCGGACUAGAGAUGGAGAUGAGACUCCGCGACCACCUGGCACAAAUAUUCAUGUCCCAGCAUAAAACUGAAGGUAAGAUUACAGAGUCUCCUCGUGCUAUGGCUAAGCUACUUAAAGAAGCAAAAAGAGUCAAAAAAGUUUUAAGUGCCAACACAGAAAUAUACUCACAAGUUGAAGGAUUGUUUGAGGACAUUGACUUUAAGGCAAAAGUGACACGCGUCGAAUUUGAGGAAAUGUGCUCUGACUUGUUUGAUCGGUUAGCUGGGCCUGUUGAGCAAGCUCUAAGAGUUGCUGAUAUAACACUGGGUGAGAUAGAGUCUGUGGUACUAGUUGGAGGUGGUACUAGAGUACCCAAAGUACAGGAGUUACUACUGAAGGCUGUCAAAAAGACUGAGUUGGGUAGAAAUAUCAAUACUGAUGAGGCAGCUGCUCUAGGUGCUGUGUACCAAGGAGCUUCACACACUAAGUUGUUUCGAGUGAAGAAGUUCAUAGUUAAAGAUGCUAAUGUGUACCCUAUACAGGUUUCAUUUGAUAAGCAGAAUACUGACGCUGAAGGGAAGCCAUACACAAAGAGUGUCACUCGUACUUUAUUCAGUUCUGGUAAUCAAUAUCCGCAGAAGAAGGUCCUGACGUUCAAUCGGUACUCUAGCGAUUUCAAGUUUGAUGUUUUUUAUGGAGACGUUGAUUUUCUUAGCCAGCAGGAAAGAGAGUCUGUUGGCCAUCAUAAUAUCACUGAAGUUCAUUUGGGUGAAAUAGAAAAGGCAUUAUCCGAUAAUCCUGAGGGCAGUCCAAGUGGCAUUAAAGUUCACUUUAGGAUGGAUGAUAGUGGACUCCUAGCACUGGACUCUGCUGAAUCAUUGUUUGAGUAUCCUCAAUUAGAAGAAGAGUCAACUUUUUCAAAAUUAAAGAAUGCUUUCUCUAAUCUGUUUGGAGGAUCAGAAGAGGAAGAAGGUAAAAAUAAAACUGAAGGAGAAAGCAAAGAGACUGAGACUGGUAAAGAGGAAACAGGAAAAGAAGACAAGCCUACAGGAGAAGAGACAUUGAAGGAAGCAGACAAAGAGAAAGGAGGGGAUCCACCAACUGAAGACAAAAGGGAACAAGACUCUGGAGAAUCCAAUAAAAAAGAAACUGAAGCUUCGAAUGAAGGAAUGACUAAAGAAGACACGCCCUCUGAUUCUGAUAAUGACACACCCACUAAAGGAGACACAGCCUCAGAUAAUGACACAACAGCCAAAGAGGAUAUACCUUCGGAUAAUGAUGACACACCCACUAAAGAAGAAAGUCCAUCGACUGAUGAUGACACACCCACAAAAGAAGACUCACCUGAUGAUAAAGGCACCUCCUCUGAUGAUAAUGAAGAGAAUGUUCCACCAUCACAAGAAGAAGAGGAGGAAGAGAUAAACGAGCCAACCGCACCCGCUAGUAAUGCCAGCACACUCAACGUCUCCUCUUCAGUUAAUGGCACCAGCCCUAACAAUGCUUCAGCUAAUGCUACAGCUAAGGAAAGUAAAGACACUGCAAAGAUGAGGACGGUCAAAGUUAAUUUGACGUCAGUUGUGACACAGCUUGACCUACAUGACCUAUCUGAUAAAGGAAGAGAAAUCUCAGUAACAAAAUUAAAAUGGCUGCAGCAACGCGACGAAGAAAAGAGACUUAACGAAAUGGCAAAGAACACCCUCGAGUCUCACAUAUUUGAAACUCAAGACAAAAUGUAUUCUGAAGAAGUGAACAUUCAUUCGACCGAAGAGGAACGCUCGUCGAUACUUGAUGCACUGAAGACUACAGGGGAAUGGCUAGAGGACGAUGGAUAUGAAGCAGCAACUGAGAUCUACCAACAGAAGUAUCGUGAGCUCAAGAGAUUGUCAAGGCCAGUCUUCCGUAGGCUGAAGGAAGCUUUGAAACGGCCCAAGUUAAUCCAGGAUCUUAUUAUUGGUCUUAAUCGAUCCUACGCCAUGAUACUCUACAUGAGGAAUAUGAGCGAAGAUAUCUUUACUGAAGUGGAGAUCAAGACACUUGAAGACUUGACUAUGGAAACACUGAAAUGGUACAAAGAAACAGAAGAGCUUCAGAAUAGCACCAAACCUUAUGAAGAUCCCAUCAUGCUCUGCUCUGAUAUUGAGGACAAGACUGCAAAACUAAGCAGAGAAAUGAUGUACCUUGUAAACAAAGCCAGGAACUACAGACCUCCUAAACCUAAAACUUCUAAAAGUAAAUCCAACUCAACUAAAACGGAGUCGGGAAAGAAUAAGACAAAGACGGCUGAUCCUGAGGAUGUGAGCAAUACAACGGAGUAUCCUAGUGACAGUCCUGGUAGCGAUGAUACUCUUCCUCCUGAUUUUAAUGAGGAACUACCACCUCCUCCAACUGAUAGUGAAACGGAAAAGGAGCCUCCUUCAAAAAAUGAAAAGGAGAAGGAAGAGUCAUCAGAAGAGCCUGAAGUUUUAACGUUACCGCCAGCAGCAGAUGGUGAAGAGGCUCAUGGAGAACUUUAAAAAAAUUUCAACUCAUUGUUAUUAUCAAGUUAUUUAUUAUUAUUGUUCUUUUUUAGGAUACAGGUUUUUCACUGUACUAUUUUAUAUUAA
Messenger RNA from Amphimedon queenslandica, 3486 nucleotides. RefSeq names its product hypoxia up-regulated protein 1-like. NCBI's taxonomy places the organism in Eukaryota, Metazoa, Porifera, Demospongiae, Haplosclerida, Niphatidae. Gene Ontology annotation, cellular component: endoplasmic reticulum chaperone complex. Bases 109 to 3396 code for a protein of 1095 amino acids. Gene Ontology annotation, biological process: endoplasmic reticulum unfolded protein response. The record is from RefSeq and is a predicted model, not a curated record. The transcript is spliced from 23 exons. Gene Ontology annotation, molecular function: ATP-dependent protein folding chaperone; ATP binding.